Messenger RNA from Salvia splendens (bonfire salvia), 762 nucleotides. RefSeq names its product elongin-C. Gene Ontology annotation, biological process: ubiquitin-dependent protein catabolic process. The coding region runs from base 124 to 414 and encodes 96 amino acids. The transcript is spliced from 4 exons. The record is from RefSeq and is a predicted model, not a curated record. NCBI's taxonomy places the organism in Eukaryota, Viridiplantae, Streptophyta, Magnoliopsida, Lamiales, Lamiaceae.
AUAAUAAAGCUUCUUCCCAAAGUCGUAGUUAUCCACCACACUUUAUCUGACGAAAUUUCUCAUUUGCGAGCAACGGAAAACAGUUUGUUGGAGCGCUUGAUCGGCGAUUAAUCGGCCGCCACGAUGAAGAAGGAAGAUACGGUCAUGCUGAUCAGCGCCGAGGGUUUCGAAUUUGUCAUCGACAGGAAAGCGGCCAUGGUUUCUCAGACGAUCCGCAAUAUGCUCACAGGUGGUUUUUUGGAAACGGAGCACGGAAAGGUAAAUUUUCCGGAGAUAAGCACCACUAUUCUGGAGAAGAUCUGCCAGUAUUUUCAUUGGUCUCUUCAGUAUGCUAGUGGCAAGGAGACUGAGUUCCACAUAGAACCUGAGCUUACGCUGGAACUUAUGAUGGCCGCUAACUACCUAAACACCUGAUCAGGCUCCAAAUACCAACAUCUCUAAUAGUAACCCUUCUUUUCAAUCCCUUUCAAAUUUGAUCAAUUCUAUUAGCCAACAGUUCAUCUGUUUAUCUAAUGUCAGGGAAAGAUUGACGAGGUGUUGCUGUUCAUCUUCUGACAUUUGACAGCCCUUAUAGUAUCCAGUUUCCGUCUUUCUAUUAUGCUUAGCUACAGCCGGGAUGUAGUAAGGUGUUGGUCACUCUGUUAGCUUAGCGAUAUUAUGUCUGAGAAUAUGGCACUUCUACCGUCUGUUAAACGAAAUUAUGAGGAGAUAUUUUAGUCAAAGUGACUGCAUAUAUUCAAACCCUAUAAAUUCGUGUUUGUA